AGCCUUCCCCCCCCACCCCGAUGCCCCCUCUAGUCUGAGAUAGGAAAAAAAGAAUAGACAAAAAAGGGAAAAGACAUUAAUAGCAUCCUUUCUUGUUUCUUCUCCCCGUCUAUUUCGAGGGUAGUUUGACCCACCAACCCACCAAUAGACGUAAGUGAUGGGUCUUUUAGCACUCGGAACACCUCUCCCAUGGGAUGAAGCAAAGAAGCAUGCAGACCAGGUUCGGGACCUGGGGAUCAAGCAACUCCUCCAGAUAUGGAACAAAUAUAGGAAGAAUGAGAGGGACGUUCUCCUUUGGGGUGAUGAGAUCGAAUAUCUCGUUCUUGCUUAUGAUGAAGAAAACAAGAACGCCUGCCUUUCCCUCAGACAAGCCGAGAUUCUCGCGGAAUUGGCGAAAAACGAGAGCCUGCGGAAGGCAGGUGGAAAUGUGCCCGAUUCUAAGGAACCAGCAUAUACUUCCGAGCCGCUCCCUACUUUCCACCCCGAAUUCGGGCGAUUCAUGUUGGAAGCCACGCCGGGGGCCCCAUUCGGUUUGACGUGGAAAGAUUUGUUGGCUGUUGAGGGGAAUAUGAAGCUCAGGAGAACUAUAGCUAAGGAGCACAUGGCCGAAAACGAGGCCCCCAUAACGCUACCCUCUUUCCCCAUGCUGGGAACCAAAGGGGUCUUCACACAACCGUACUACCCACCCACUGGGUCUCAGUCUAGGAGUCAAUUUAUUCCUGAUGAGGCAAUUAAUCCUCAUAUUCGCUUCCCCACGCUUGCGGCGAACAUCACGUCUAGACGUGGGAUGAAAGUAGCCAUUAAUAUGCCUGUUUUCUGUGAUGAAAAUACUCCCUGUCCCUUCAAUGACCCAACUAUAGACUACGAUAGACAUCUCUACCCUGAGGACGAUGAUGUUAGAAACGGGGCUGCAAAAGAGGGGCAUAUUUACAUGGACGCUAUGGGUUUCGGGAUGGGAUGUUGUUGUUUACAAAUCACGUUCCAGGCCAAAAAUAUCACUGAGGCCAGGCAGCUAUAUGACCAAUUGUGCCCUCUGGGACCAGUAAUGCUGGCUUUGACUGCUGCGUCUCCGAUAUUCAAGGGGUUUCUGGCCGAUGUCGACGUACGCUGGAAUGUGAUCUCUGGGGCAGUUGACGAUCGUACCGAGGAAGAGAAAGGGUUGAAGCCCCAGAAGGAUAACCGCUACGUGAUACCAAAAUCACGAUAUGAUUCUGUCUCGACUUAUAUUUCACAGGACCCUGCUCUACGUUCGGAAUACAACGAUCUAGAUCUGGUGAUUGAUAAAGAUAUCAGGCAGAGGCUUGUGGAUAAUGGCGUGGAUGAACGUCUUGCAACUCACUUUGCUCAUCUGUUUAUUCGGGAUCCUUUAGUUAUCUUUCAAGAAACGCUGAGUGAGUCACCGGACGACAAAGCGGAUCAUUUCGAGAACAUCCAAUCCACAAACUGGCAGCAUAUGCGCUUCAAGCCCCCGCCGCCUGGUGGGAACAUUGGCUGGCGGGUAGAGUUCCGGAGCAUGGAAAUUCAAGUGACUGACCACGAGAAUGCUGCCUUUGCGAUAUUCAUUGUGCUGCUCACUCGUGCGAUUCUGUCCUAUGGAUUGAAUUUCUAUAUUCCGAUAUCGAAGGUUGACGAGAACAUGGCGACAGCGCAUCACCGAGAUGCGGUCUUGACGAAGAAGUUCUGGUUCCGCAAGAAUCUGUUCCCACCACGCAAGCCAGCCAGUAAUGGCUCCCAGACACCUGCUCCAUCAUGCCCAGGGACACCACCACCCGUGGAGGACGAGUAUACGCUGAUGACUGUCGACGAGAUCAUGAAUGGACGACAGGAUGAGUUUGUUGGUCUGAUUCCGCUGAUAGAGAGUUACUUGAACACGGUCAACGUUGAUGUCGUUACCCGGUGCGAAUUGGCUGGAUAUCUGAGUUUGGUCUCAAAACGGGCAAGUGGAGAGCUGCAGACCGGCGCAACUUGGAUAAGGGAUUUCGUGCGCAAUCACCCGGAUUACAAGAAGGACAGCGCCGUAAGCCAGAGCAUCAACUAUGACUUGAUAAAAGCCGUGGAAGCUUUGGGGAGCGGGCAGGGGCGUGAAGCAGGAUUAGGCGAUCGGCUGUUGGGCAGGUUCGGUUAAUCUGCGCGGUUGUGAACUGUGAAGCCUAUCUGUCCAAGUACCAUACUUGCUGCCCUCAGGAGACCCUGAGAGCUCCGCCUUGCUUCUCGCUUUCUUCCUUUCUCCCCUCAUAUUUCGCACGAACUUUCGUUGCCUUGUUGUGGAAUAGAUUUUUACACUGCCACCCUGGGGGUUUUUCUUUCCCAUCAUUCUUUCCUUACCCCAUACUGUUACAAACCCUAUAGAAAGUUCCGUGGCUUCCCAGGAAGACGGAGUGAGCGCUUGCUAUAUCCUAAUUCAUUCGUUCAUUCGUUCAUUCGUUCAUUCGUUCAUAUAUACAAGUACCGUUCUGUAUCAUACCCUGAUUUUUUUUAAAAGAAAAUCAGGCAAGGGUAAAAUGGAAAUAGGUGCGGUAUCAUCCCGACUUAGCAUAUCAUAUCUACUUGUGGCAAAACCUCAAACAAACUUAAAAAUAUCACCCACC
Tuber melanosporum (Perigord truffle) is the source of this 2588-nucleotide messenger RNA. RefSeq lists its product as uncharacterized. Gene Ontology annotation, cellular component: glutamate-cysteine ligase complex. Gene Ontology annotation, molecular function: glutamate-cysteine ligase activity. Gene Ontology annotation, biological process: glutathione biosynthetic process. Bases 158 to 2125 code for a protein of 655 amino acids. The record is from RefSeq and is a predicted model, not a curated record. NCBI's taxonomy places the organism in Eukaryota, Fungi, Ascomycota, Pezizomycetes, Pezizales, Tuberaceae. The transcript has 10 exons.